AUGGCACUGGCUUUGACAGGACAGUCGUGGCGCGCCGUUGGCCAUGGAGGGGGCGAGGCCGAGAGCAAGCGUGAUAAGCUGCAGGUUGAGCCGUGCUGUCAUUUUCCAGCGCCCCGUCUUCAUUUCCUCGACCCAUUGUGCUGGAUCCGGGCCCUCGCCCCGUCCAGGGAACAAUUCUUUUUUAGCGGAGAAGCAAAGCCUGCGCCGCUGGGAGUCGCUGGGAGGACUGAUCGGCCAGGCCUGGAGCUCCGGGAGGGCUUUCCGACCCAUGCACUCUGCCAGGCUCGCUUCUUCGAGAGUGGCCUAGCGCGGAAAUUCUUGCUCAUUCCGUCUGAUUUCCCAAGAUCCCCUCGUCUAGGGCAGGGCAGGCCGUGGCCUGGGCUGGCGCCGGUGCUCCCGCUGGCAGCCUCGGAACAACGCGAGCAGUCGGAACGAAUUCAAAUACUUGCGCGUCUGGGGUGUCUUGUCCUUCUUCUUCUUCUCCGUCUUCCUGUCCUGUCCCGCACCACUUGCCGCUUCUCUGCCGGCUCCUUCAUCCAGACGCGAGCCUCCAUGUCACUACCUCAGACGCCCCUCGUCUACACUCACGGUCUUCAUUCUUUGCAAUUGUGGUACGACAUUGAGCUGGCUUUUUUUCCCCCUCAGAACCGGACAAGCAACCUCAUUGAACCCAACAUUGUCGACCGUCCUGGCAACAUCAAGGCCACCGGCCGCAAAGCACCGGACAGAAGAGGGUUCCGACUUGGAGCGCCUGUGAAUCACUCGCUCUCAAUGUCACCCAACUGCCCCAGAGCCUGGCGGCCAAACAGCUGUGCAAAAACCCCAGCGGGUGGCACCUCUAUCCAGUUCCGUCAUCCACCCAGCGCCAUUUUCGGCACCUUGCCUAGCCACCCAAGCUUUAGCGUUGCCGUCAUCGCUGACUGA
This is a messenger RNA of Gaeumannomyces tritici R3-111a-1, 924 nucleotides long. RefSeq lists its product as hypothetical. The transcript is spliced from 3 exons. Lineage: Eukaryota; Fungi; Ascomycota; Sordariomycetes; Magnaporthales; Magnaporthaceae. The record is from RefSeq and is a predicted model, not a curated record. Bases 1 to 924 code for a protein of 307 amino acids.